This is a messenger RNA of Heterotrigona itama, 6107 nucleotides long. The record is from the annotation of a GenBank genome assembly. Lineage: Eukaryota; Metazoa; Arthropoda; Insecta; Hymenoptera; Apidae.
AUGUUGAACUUUGAGAAAUUUGAAAGUUCCAGUGUAAUAAAAUAUAUAUUCCUGAACAAAUGGAUCACCUCCUUAGCACUGAAAAGCGACGUUGACGAGACUGGUGUCGCGUUGACUGGAUUUUCUCGCGAGUUUCACUUUAUUUCCGAGACAUGUACACGCACGAAGUACCAAUAUACUUUAACGAAAAAGUACUGCCACCUGAAACACCGAUCGGCUGUUGUACGUGGCCGCGUUGUCACGCAUCUUGGCACCGGUUUGAUGGGGGUGCGAGUCAGCACCAGCACACCCCUGGAAGGCUUCACGUUGACGAGAGACGACGGCUGGUUCGAUCUACUGGUGAACGGGGGUGGCGCGGUCACCCUACAAUUUGGAAGAUCGCCAUUUAAUCCGCAGAGCCACAUUGUUUUCGUGCCGUGGAACGAGGUGGUGAUAAUCGACAAGAUCGUCAUGAGCAUAGCGGAAGGGAAGCAACCGAACCACGUUCCACACGCGUGUGCGGCUCACGACUACGACUUGAUGAAACCAGUGGUUCUAGCAACGUGGAAACACGGCUUCCAAGGAGCUUGCCCCGACAAGAGCGCCAUCCUAGCCGAGUCCCAAGUGAUCCAAGAGAGCCUGCAGAUUCCUGGCACAGGGCUGAAUCUCGUCUACCACAGCUCCAGGGCAGCUGGAUAUCUGUCCACCAUACAACUGCAAUUGACUCCAGAAGUCAUACCACCAACUUUAAACCUGAUCCACCUGAGGAUCACCAUAGAGGGCAUCCUGUUCGAGAAAACGUUCGAAGCGGAUCCAGUGAUAAAGUUCACUUACGCUUGGAACCGGCUGAACGUGUACAGACAACGCGUCUACGGGGUGACCACAGCUAUGGUGAAAGUUGGAUACGAGUACAACGAUUGCAAAGACAUCAUCUGGGACGUUCAAACGACGAAACUCAGUGGCCAUGAUAUGUCCAUCUCCGAGGUCGGUGGCUGGAACUUGGACGUUCAUCAUAGAUACAAUUUCCACGAGGGGAUCCUUCAGAAAGGAGACGGUUCAAAUAUUUACCUGAAGCAGAAGCCUAGGGUGAUUCUAACCACCAUGGGUGACGGGCAUCAGAGACCUCUGGAUUGCUACGAUUGCGAUGGACAGGCUUCUAAACAGAGGCUCCUUGCACCGGUGGCUCUUGCAACUGCACCUGACGGAUCUAUCUUCGUUGGGGACUUCAAUUUGGUUAGGAAGAUUCUCGUGGAUGGCACGGUCAGGACCGUUGUUCGGCUCAAUGCAACAAGGGUGUCUUACCGUUAUCACAUAGCUCUCAGCCCUCUGGACGGUUCUCUUUACAUCUCUGAUCCAGAAUCGCACCAAAUCAUCCGUGUACGAGACACGAACGACUACUCCGAUCCAGAUCACAAUUGGGAGACAGUGGUCGGCUCGGGAGAACGUUGUCUUCCUGGCGACGAAGCUCAUUGCGGCGACGGUGCGCUGGCCAGAGACGCGAAACUUGCCUAUCCCAAGGGAGUGGCUGUCUCAGCGGACAACGUGCUCUAUUUCGCCGAUGGAACCAACAUCAGAAUGGUCGACAGAGAUGGCAUAAUCACCACGGUGAUUGGAAACCACAUGCACAAGUCGCACUGGAAGCCAAUUCCUUGUGAAGGAACAUUGAACGUCGAAGAAGUCCAUCUUCGUUGGCCGACAGAGUUAGCCAUCAAUCCUCUGGACAACUCGCUGCACAUGAUAGACGAUCACAUGGUUCUUCAAUUGGCUCCUGACGGUCGUGUCAAGGUAGUUGCCGGACGUCCUCUCCAUUGUGCUUCGCCUUCUUCCUCCUUCGAUACCGAGCUAGCCACGCAUGCGACAUUGGUAAUGCCUCAGAGCAUAGCAUUCGGCCCCUCAGGAAAUUUGUACAUAGCAGAGAGUGACUCUCAGAGGAUCAAUCGCGUGAGAGUGAUCGGCACGGAUGGUAAAAUUUCGCCGUACGCCGGAGCAGAGUCCAAGUGCAACUGUCUGGAACGUGGCUGUGAUUGUUUCGAGGCUGACCACUAUCUGGCUUCCACUUCGAAGUUCAACACCAUAUCCGCGGUGGCUGUCUCUCCGGAUGGAGUGGUUCACAUAGGCGAUCAAGCAAACUACAGAAUCAGAUCUGUGAUGGCGAGCAUUCCCGAUGCCAGUGGGGCUAGAGAGUACGAGAUUUAUUCGCCAGACACUCAAGAAAUCUACGUGUUCAAUAGAUUCGGCCAACACGUGGCUACCAAGAACAUACUCACCGGGGAGAUCGUUUAUCAGUUCACUUACAACGUGAACACCAGCAACGGGAAGCUCAGUACCGUCACAGACGCAGCUGGAAAUAAAGUGUUCCUACUGAGGGACUACAGCAGCCAAGUGAACUCCAUUGAGAACACCAAGGGACAGAAGUGCAGGCUCAGGAUGUCCAGGAUGAAGAUGUUGCACGAGCUGAGCACCCCGGACAAUUACAACGUGACCUUCGACUACCAUGGACCCACUGGUUUAUUGAAAACCAAAUUGGACAGCACGGGAAGGAGCUACGUUUACAAUUACGACGAAUUUGGUCGGCUGACGACUGCAGUCACUCCGACAGGCAAGGUGAUCAGUCUGACGUUCGAUCUGAGUCUGAAAGGGGCUGUGGUGAAGAUCGGGCAGAACAACAGGAAGCCAAUCUCGAUGCUGAUCAAGGGAUCGUCCGUGGUUACGAAGAUCGGAGAAGCUGAACAAAGAACGACAGUUCUCCCUGAUGGGUCCGUGGGCCAGGUCACACCGUGGGCUCAUACGGUCAGCACAGACACUUUGCCAUAUUCCGUAUUAGCCGAGAUAGAACCUCUGCUAGGCGAAAGCUACCCAGUGCCUGCCAAACAGAGGACAGAGAUCGCUGGAGACUUGGCGAACAGAUUCGAGUGGCGAUACUUCCUCAGGAAGCUUCAGGGGAAUAAGAAUAGAGGCAACUCGAAGUCGGUGGCUCAAGUUGGCAGGAAGCUUCGUGUCAACGGGGACAUACUGUUGUCUCUGGAAUAUGACAGAGAGACCAACAGCGUGGCUGUGUUCAUGGACGACGUGGAGCUUUUGAACGUAACCUAUGAUAGAACUGCGAGACCAGUUAAAUGGGGACCCAGAAAUGGGAUCUUCUCUGGCGUAGAGCUGGAGUACGACAGGUUUAGUAGAUUGACUAGCUGGACCUGGGGAGACAUCAGCGAGACCUACGGCUUCGAUAGAGCCGGGAGAUUGUACGAAAUUAAGUACAGUGACGGAACGUCGAUGGUGUAUGCGUUUAAGGACAUGUUCAGUAGUCUUCCAUUGAAAGUGACCACGCCGAGAGGAAGUGAUUAUCUGUUGCAAUACGACGAAGCUGGAGCGCUGCAGUCGCUGACCACGCCUAGAGGACAUAUCCAUGCGUUCUCACUGCAAACAUCCCUCGGGUUCUAUAAAUACCAGUACUACUCACCGAUGAACAGGCAUCCUUACGAGAUUUUGUACAACGAUGAUGGACAGAUCUUGGCCAAAGUGUAUCCUCAUCAGAGUGGCAAGGUUGCUUACGUUUACGAUCAUACUGGGAAACUAGAGACUACUCUUGCUGGGUUAUCCUCGAUUCAUUACACCUACCAAGAAACCACCAGCCUGGUGCACAGCAUCGACAUCAACGAGCCGAACUUUGAGAUGCGCAUAGAGUACAAGUACCACGCAGGGAUAGUCAAAGACGAGAAGAUCAAAUUCGGUAGCAAGAGUGGUUUGGACAAUGCUCGUUACCGUUACCAGUACGACGGCAACGCUAGGAUAUCCGGCAUCGAGGUCGACAUCAACGGCAAACAGCUUCCACAGUUACGCCUGAAGUACAAUCAAAAUCUUGGGAUAUUGGAGGGCGUGGGAGAUCUGAGAAUAUACAGGAACCUGUUCAAUAGAUCUGUGAUGCAGGAUAGUAGCAAACAGUUCUUCACUGUCACUGACUACGACGAGCACGGCCGAGUGAAGACAGUUCUGAUGAACAUCAGAUCGCUGGACGUGUUCAGAAUGGAAUUGGAGUACGACAACAGAAAUCGUAUAAAAAUGAGGAAACUGUCAAUUGGAAAGGACGCCAUGGAGAAGAAGGAGUGGACCAAGAUGGAGAAGAUCACCUACAACGCUGACGGGCAUGUAUUGGAAGUUGCUGACACGGAGAACAAUUGGCAGUAUGCUUAUGACGAGAACGGUAAUGUGAUCGGAGUCACCGAGCACAAUGAGAAGAUCGCGUUGGGUUACGACAGUGGUGACCGGGUUGUCCAAUACGGCGACGUGGAAUUUAACUCGUACGAUGGACGGGGAUUCGUUGUUAUUCGGGGAGAGCACAAGUACAGAUACAAUUCACGCGGCCAGCUGAUCCACGCCUCGGAGCACAAAAAGUUCCAGAUCUGGUACUUCUACGACGACCGUGGCCGAUUGGUAGCCUGGAACGACGACCGCGAGAACAUCACGCAAUUCUUCUACGCCAAUCCGAAAACGCCGGACCUCAUCACGCACAUCCACUUCCCCAAAUCCUCGAAAACCUUCCGGUUCCUCUACGACUCGCGCAACUUCCUCAUGACGGUGGAAACGUCGGAGCAGAGGUUCUACGUCGCGACAGACCAGAACGGAUCGCCCCUGGCGCUCUUCGACACCAACGGGAACCUGAUAAAGGAAAUGAGACGCACGCCAUUUGGAAAGAUCAUCAAAGACACGAAUCCAGACUUCUAUCUGCCCAUAGACUUCCACGGUGGCCUGCUGGAUCCCAACACCAAACUGGUCUAUCUAAAUAAACGAUUGUACGAUCCAACUGUCGGACAGUGGAUGACACCCGCUUGGGAACAAAUGGCCAACGAGCUCACGACUCCGACAGACAUCUUCAUCUACCGCUUCCGCAACAACGAUCCCGUCAAUUUCAAGCAGAACGUCGAGUACAUGACCGACCUGGCCAGCUGGUUGAAGCUGUACGGUUACGAUAUCUCCGCGAUGCUCGGCUCCGAGUACAUGAAGCAAAUGGUGUAUCAGCCCAGUGCCACGAUCACGUCGCCUCAACUGACCCCAGACUUCGGCGUCAUGUCCGGUCUGCAGUGCAUCGUGAACAGGGUACACGAGAAAUUCUCGGACCUCGGUUUCGUUCCAAAGCCGCUGCUCAAGCUGGAGCCAAAGACGAGGAACCUGCUUCCUCGAGUGGCCCAUCGUCGAGCCGUCUUUGGUGAAGGAAUCCUAGUGUCGAGAGUGGGCGGGAGAGCGCUGGUCAGCGUGGUGGACGGCGUGAACAGCGUGGUCCAGGACGUGGUGACGUCUGUGUUCAAUAAUUCGUACUUCCUACCUCUGCACUUCAGCGUCCACGACCAAGACGUGUUCUACUUCGUGAAGGACAACGCGCUGAAAAUCCGCGACGACAUGGAGGAGCUUCGUCGUCUCGGUGGAAUGUUCAACGUGUCGACCCACGAGACGACCGAACACGGCGCGGGCACCUGGAAAGAAUUAAGGUUGCACAAUCCGGACGCGGCGGUGGUGAUCAAGUACGGGGCUGAUCCGGAGCAAGAGAGACAUAGAAUAUUGAAACACGCCCACAAGAGAGCAGUGGAGAGAGCCUGGGAGAUAGAGAAGCAGUUGGUGAUGGCUGGUUUCCAAGGUAGGGGCGACUGGUCCAAAGAAGAGAAGGACGAGCUGAUCAGCAGAGGGACAGUCAGCGGCUACGAGGGUGUGGACAUUCACAGUGUGCACAGAUACCCGCAGUUGGCCGACGACCCGGGCAACGUGGCGUUCACGCGUGACACGAAGAGGAAACGAAGAAAGAGCGGCAACAGGCGUAACAGGAUCCACAGGCACGACUCGUGAUUCGAGGAUGUGACGCGCGAUCGUGACGCCGUUUGGGACUUGAUUCACGCGCCCACGUGAAUCGCGGACAAAGAACGAAAAAGAAAAAGAACAAAAAACGUACCGAAAGAACACUGAAGAGAGACAAGACUAACGUUCGUUCCAUCGAGCCUCGUGUGUUCGAAGGCUCGUCGCAUACGUGCCCGUCUAUCCUCUAAAUCAUCCUCACCCUCCCCCGAUCGUUCUCUCUGCCCUCUUCUCGUCCGCACUCGUGGAUGAAAGAGAAGAAAAAGAAGAAAAAAAAAAAAGAAAAAAAA